Messenger RNA from Zeugodacus cucurbitae (melon fly), 2164 nucleotides. RefSeq names its product CTD nuclear envelope phosphatase 1 homolog (gene Dd). The transcript is spliced from 6 exons. The record is from RefSeq and is a predicted model, not a curated record. Bases 367 to 1098 code for a protein of 243 amino acids. NCBI's taxonomy places the organism in Eukaryota, Metazoa, Arthropoda, Insecta, Diptera, Tephritidae. Gene Ontology annotation, molecular function: protein serine/threonine phosphatase activity.
AUAUGGCAACAAUUGCGAAUGAAAAAUUCGCAGAUAUUUAUUCAACAGUGUUUGUGGAGAAGAUAGUCGGAGUUAAAGCGGUUGAUGAGAAAUUGAAUCGGGUUUAAUUAAAAUUUAUGUGCAAAGGACUAUUUUUCUAAAUGUUUGCAAACACUUAACAAAAUCUAAGUAAAUAGACGGAAAGUUGGUGUUGUAAUUGGAUAGAUAGGUAAAAACCCAGUGAUCAAAUUGGAAAACGAAGUGGAUAACAAAGUAUAAUAGAAAAAUAGAAACCAGUACAAGGCAGAGAGGAAAUAAAUAAUAUCUGCUUCUAAACUUCCUGAGAUUGUGUAAAAAUUGGUAAGACGCUAUCGACGUCGCUUACCAAUGUUUUCUUUCGUACAAAUGAACUUCAGCGCUUUAUCAGUACUACUGUCAAGAGUGUGGACAUGCAUCUGUUUUAUGUUCAACAGACAAGUUCGCUCGAUUGUACAAUAUCAACCAGUCAAAUAUGAACUCUUCCCAUUAUCGCCGGUGUCAAGACAUCGCCUUAGUAUAGUGCAACGGAAAACACUUGUUUUAGAUCUGGAUGAAACGCUCAUACAUUCACACCACAGCGCAAUGUCACGAAAUACCGUGAAGCCUGGCACCCCGCAUGACUUUACGGUCAAAGUAAUUAUUGACCAUCAUCCAGUUCGUUUUUUUGUUCAUAAACGACCUCAUGUAGACUAUUUUUUGGAUGUGGUUUCACAAUGGUAUGACCUAGUUGUAUUUACAGCGAGUAUGGAGAUUUAUGGCGCUGCAGUAGCUGAUAAACUGGACAACGGACGUAAUAUUUUGCGUCGGCGUUAUUAUCGUCAGCAUUGCACACCUGAUUUCAGUUCUUACACCAAAGAUUUAUCUGCUAUCUGCAGUGACUUGAAUAGAAUAUUUAUUAUUGACAAUUCACCUGGCGCAUAUCGUUGCUUUCCUAACAACGCGAUACCCAUAAAGAGUUGGUUCUCCGACCCAAUGGAUGUUGCGCUGCUUUCACUUCUUCCAAUGCUGGACGCUUUGAGGUUUACGAAAGACGUGCGUUCAGUUUUGUCAAGAAAUUUACAUUUGCAUCGUUUAUGGUAGCAGUUUUACAGAUUAAAAAUUUGGUGCUGUGACGCUUAAACGAGUUUUUAGUUUGUUUUAUAUAAUAAGCAUUAUUAAUGAGAAAGGAAUCCAAUUCAAUACACCAACACUAGUUUUGACAUACCUACAUACAAAAGCAUACAUAAAGACCUAAAACAUAUUAUCCAACUUUUCCUCUUCUUGAUAUCUUCCACCCCAGCCUGACUUUCCAUAUUCGCAUUUUAAGCGAAGUUAGGAAAACUGUUUACCACUUGAUAAAUUCGCUUAAUAUAUAUUUAAUAAACAAAAUAUAAUUCGUAAAUUGUAUCUACAUAUAUAAUUUGCUAAAGAAUUAUUUAUAUUUAUGUCUAUUGUAAUAAAUAUGUGUUUUGACUAAAAAAUUAUUUAUUGGAAACAAAAAACAAAAAAAAACAAAAAUGAAUUAUUUUAAGUACUAACAAAGUGUUAAUUCAUAGAACAUAGAACAUAUGGCAGAACGUAUUGAAAUGAAUUGUUUGCUUUGUGUAUUAUAUAUGAGCAUGAAAAUUAUAUUGUAUAAUUUGAAGUAGCAUUUAAUGGCAGCGCAAGCCAAUCUAUUUAAAUUACUGAAUAUGUUAUUCAAUUAAUUAUAAAAAAUGAAAUAUCAAAAGGAUCAACAACCACAAACAAUACCGAUGGCCAUGUACCAGUACAAUAAACGCAUAAAAGUAACAUCCACUUAACCAUAUUGAGAAAAGGUUUGAACGAUUUCUCUUGCUUGUUUCCUCUUGAUAUUAUGUUUUCAUUGAACAGAAUAAAAAUGCAAAAAAAAAAAACAACAGCAAUGUCUGAAAAUUAAAGAAAUCUAUGAUUAAGAACAAACUGACUCAGUUAUCAUUUAGAAUUAACUUUAUGUCAACAAAGAAAUUAAGAAUAGCUUGUAAGUUUGUAGUAAGUUUGAAGUAUAUAUUGAACAGAAUAAUGGAGCGUUCAACUAUCAAGGAUAGUCUGUCACCUAUGGAAAUGUUUUAUUUUUAUUUUCAAUAAUGAUGUUGUAAAUUAAAGUAUUUUUGGCCAAUUUGCUUUUUUGUGAAAUGGUGAAAAUUUG